UUAACCGCCACUGUUGCAACAGCUGUGAGGAGUCAACGUGGGAUUAAGGCUUUUUUUUAUUAUGAAGAAGUUAUGCCCCGGUGUAGCAGCAGCCCACCAUCAACCACCAGCAUUUAGAGGAAGCGAAGUGUUUGCUCAUUUAUCUUCCCACAACUCUUUGCCAAUAACAAUGUUUGGAUACCGUACAUGCCAUUUCAUUAGGUACACCCGAUCCAAUAAAAAAGGUAUUUAUUUAUUAGGAAAAGAACCCUUAAGAACCCUUAAAUGAAUCUUCGGAAAGGGAAAUUUAAUUUGUUUGGCCUAUGCGUACAUGCUUUACCAAGAUAAUGUUCAGUUUUGAUUGGCAGUGCAAUGUUAUGUCGAACCGCACUGCAUCAUAUUAAAGGGUGUCAAUACUACUGUAUUUUGGUAAGAUUAUACAGCUACUUUAGUGGGGCAAAAUAUUAGAAUCAGCUCUCAGAACAAUACAGUGACGUUCUACACCUCUGCAAACUACAACCAUAGUAAUGAACAUAUUGUUCUUUAUGAGCAUUAUUAUCUCUGUAAAGGCAGAAUUGUUGCUUUGGUUAUUAUUAAUUGAUUAAUUAAGUGACCUAAAGAACAAAUGCAAUAGAGGUGUCCACAUUUUUUGUAUUUGUAUGUUUUCUAUGUAUUGUAGCUCUCUCUUCCACUCCUGAAUCGCUGCACACGAAAGGGUGAAAAUUUGCCAAGCACCCCUACUAUGUUGCCUGUGCGAUACAUUUUCUGACCAAUACAUCGCAUGGGGGCGCUGUUAUUAAACCCCAAAGUUAGACCCCCAUAAGCCAGCUUGACUUGAAAUUUCCCACACAGCUAACCGCGCUGUACAAAAACACCCACAACCUAUGGGUGCUUGGCCGAAUCCCCACCAAAUCUGGCACACACCCUUAGGGGACUGACAAGCACACGUGUGUCACAUUUGAGCAAGAUUGGUUGAAAAACAUGGGCGCCAAGAAACCAAACAUCUUUACAGGGGCACAGGCGGGAUUUAGCAACUAUUUGUCCAUUGGCUAUUUUUCAAAUGAUUAUAAUGAUUAUGAAACUAUCUGUAUUAUAUGUACGCCAACAUGCAUUCCAAAGCAUUUUGAAGCCAACCCAUAGGGGAUGCCAAAAUGUCAUAUGCCUUGGAUACUGUAUGUCAAUAUUUUCCUUACAACAUUCGUCCUUAGUAUAAUCAUAUGACCCUCGAAUGUCAUUUUCUGUAAUGUGCCGUUUUCCUUCCUCAGUUAUUUUGUGGCUUUUUAACGACACUGCUGGCUAAAGCAGGGCAGCCAUGUCAGAGAGCGGAGGAGGAUGAGGGAAAGGGAAGGCUUACUCAUACAGGAAGGAACUACAGUACAGGAAAUGUCUCAUCGUGGUGGAAAACAAGUAGCAAUGUAAUUGUGAACUUUGAGCUCAAUUACUGUCUGGGUGGUCAAGAGCAGAAGCUGCAUCCAAGUGUGUGUGUGUGUGUGUGUGUGUGCGUGUGUGUGUGAAUCUAAGGCUUUGAGAUUCAUGCUUUGACCGCAGCACCGCUAAUACUCAUAUGUAACAUAUUUGUCAUGCUUAGUAAAAGCCCGCGGCCGACAACUUAGGGCAACCCAAUCUAAACAUGGCCCAGAAGCUACUAUACCUUCACCUUACAUUCUUUCAAGAGAAAAAUACUUUACAGCAUCAUCACGGACUCAGUGGAAGAUAAAUUGGGAAUAGCACAAUCAAUCAUUGUCACAUUAAAUAAAUCAGUGGGAUGAAAGCACCAAUGGGGGAAAAAAAUGUUUGUUCUUGAAAGCUUUGGAUAAGUUUAUUUUUAUGGUAUAAAGUCAUAACUAUUUCUGUCUGGGAUUGCUACUUAUUAGAAAAGACUGCCUAAUUAAUUCCACAAGGAGGUAAAUCACGCCAUCAAGUAUGAAGACAAGACUAUAACACUUUUAGCAAACACAGUGGAGUCUCUGAAAUCGAACACAGUCUGUUCUGGGACACUGUUUUGCUCCAAUUUGGAAAUAAUUUAUUAUUAUUAUUCUAUUAUUGGCAUAUUAUUAUUAUAGGAAAUGUUUUAGUAACACUUUAACUCUCAACUGUCAUACAAGUGUACAGUAAAAAGUUAACCACUGUUAAUAUUAUGGGAAAAACAAUCAAACAGUCUGAACUUUAACGACAGAGGCAUCAUUUAUUAUUACUUAUUAAUGUGUUUCAAGUACAAAAAGGAAUUACAGUACCUACGGUAAGAGUGGCAAAACAAUAAAAUCACUUAGUGGCACUUCAAGUGUGGGUCAGCUUACUUCGUGUAGUUUCCUGUGUUGUAAGACAGCCACAAAAAAAAAAAAAAAGUCAAAUGUUUUGGUGACCUUUGACGUUUUAUGCAACUUCAGAUGCCAUUCCAUUUCGAGGUUCCACUGUAAGUCCGGUCCUAAGUAAGAGCCAAGAAAGCACCAUUGGAGUCUAAACAAAUAAUGAUCUCUGAUCAGGUAUCACAAGCUGAAUAAGCAGUGAUUAUGUUUAUCGAGGAAAAGGCUUCUUGAGACGUCAUCUGUACUUCUGUGUAGAAGGUGUCGGACGUUUCGCUCCUCAUCCGAAGAGCUUUGUCCAAGAAGCCUUUUCCUCGAUGGACAACUCCUGUACGACUGAGAGCCUACACAGACGCAGUGAUUAUGUUAGCUGUACACAAAAACUGGGAGCUUUUGCUUGCAUGCAACAGUCAAUACUCUUUGCAGCUUGCUUUUUGCUUCCCCCUGUGGUGAACUCAGGGUGGUGCGUUUGCCUGGGCUCAACCUCCUGUGCCUACUGAGCUGAUAACAGUUGGAUGUUCAACACGCACUGGCUCAGUUCAGCAGGAACCGGAGUUAGGCCCUCUCGAAAACGGCGACGGAUCAGCGCACCGGUUGCCUCCAGUAAAUUGUUCCUCUACCCUUGGUUUCGGGAUUUCAAUCACUCAUAGAAAUGGAGAAAAUCUGCUUCUGUUGGUUGGGUUUCACUACAAGAUCACAGGAACAGACUUUUUCCAGUUGUGUUACUGACGUUUUUGGACAGAGUUAUUUUUGGUUUUAGACAGAUAAUGUGCACAGUGGUGCCUUAGUGAAGAUAAUGAUAGGAAAUCUGCGCAGGAGCUAGCAAGAUGACAGCAAGUUCAAAAGCAAAAUAAAAAGAAAAAAGCUGUGGGGAUGAGAACGGAAAAGAUAGAUGAAAAAGUCGGAUGCUUUAAAAGACUUCAGCAGCGGCUCAAUUUAACAGAUCAAAAUGACAGUUCCCCAUGCUGAAUUAAAUGGUGCCUGUAAGGCUGAUCUCUGGCCUGUGCUGCUCGUCAUCACUUAAUGUAUGCUCGUGAGUGUGUGUCUGUGACUGUUGAUGGCCAAAGUUGACUUGCUGAUGACAUUUGUCUUUAUCUGAUGUGUGUCACUGGCGUAAGUAAAGACUUUUAGUCACCAAAAAAGCUUUCCCAUUUUUAUCAUCCAGUCUGUACAUUUCUAUCUGAUCGUGUGACUCAUUGACCUUGUCUGUCUCGCUUGAACAAACGCAGAGACAAUGCAGGGUUAUAGCCAAAGGGCAUUUUAUACUGUAUAUUUAUCUUUAUCGCUUCUUGCAAAGAGAAACCGACUUAAUUAUCAUAGAUAUGAAUGCCAUAUUCAGUGUGAAUAAUCUUGUGAGGCUGUGUCCUUGAGAGAUCAUCUACUUGUGAGAAACCAUACAGUAUGUUUAUGGACAUAUGAAUACAUUCUUCCAAGGUUGUUUACUUUUGUGGUUGACUGCUUAAAAGGCUGUAUCCUUUUGGCUUUGUUUAGCCUGGGUUUGUUUUUUUCUUCAAAACACUGUGACUUUAUUCCCAUAAUAUUUAGACUUUAUUCCGAUAGUAUCACAAAUACAAUUUUCCGAAAAUUGCAACGUUAUUCUUUGUUUUGUUACUAAUAUUGUGAAAAUUAUUGCGGACAUUGUGAAAAUAAUUUUCUCUCACAGUAUUACAACAUUAUGCUCGUAAAAUGUUUUGUUGUGUUAGAAUUUUUAUAUUAAUAUUAUGACUUUAUUCUAGUAUUUCUUCUUUAUUCUCUGUUACGUUGUUCUUGAUGUUUUUGUUAAUUUUCUUGUUUUAUUGUAUGUUUAAAAUGUGCCGAGGGCCGAUAAAAAUAAAAAAAAACAGCCAUGGGCCAUAAACAGCCCCAGGGGCACACUUUGAACACCCCUGUAUAAUACUGUUCAGAAAUUACCACUGGAGAGGAAAUAUCCAUGAGUGGAUGUUUACUUGUGAAGACGUACUUGUGAGGUAAGCUUCUUGUGAAUACAUUUACCUAAGAUCCUUAUGAAGAUGUUUAUUUGUGAGGAUGCAUACCUUCUGAUGCUUUCUCAUUUGUGGGUGUGUACUUAUGAUGUACACACACUUUUAAGAAUUUACAUUUGGCAUUUGGCACUAUUGAAUUUUAAGGAGGUUCUAAAGGAGAGCUUCAAAAUGCAAAAAGAAGAAAUGGGAGUGAGAUAAAAAUAUCUGAGCAAACAAAUGAUCGUAAACGGGCUGCACGGUGGUCUAGUGGUUAGCAUGUUGGCCACACAGUCACAGUCAGGAGAUCGGGAAGAUCUGGGUUCGAAUCUCCGUUGGGCAUUUGUGUGGAGUUUGCAUGUUCUCGCCGUGUGUGCGUGGGUUUCCUCCCCCCCCCCAAUAUAAAAUUUUCAAAAAAGGACAGUAAUGAGUCGCUCCGCCAUUCUUGUUAAUCACUGCAAAAAUUGUUUUGUGCAUGCUUAAUGCCACUGUUUCCAGGAGGCUAGUGGAAACAUUGCUCCAGGUGGUGAAGAUGGCUUCACGGAGGGAAAUGAUAUCCAUCCCCAAAUGUUCUCAAUUGGAUUUAGAUCAGAGGAACACGCAUAGUAGUCCAAGAGUGAUGCUAUCCCUCUGGAAGGAGUCCUUUGUCAGGCGUGCAUUGUGAACUGAAGCGUUGUCCUGUUGAAAAACCCAGUCAUUACCACACAGACGAGGGCCUUCAGGGUUGAGGGAUGCCCCUUGCAACAUUUCCAGCGGCCGUUUGACGCCCCUGCACAACCUGAAGCUCCAUUGUUCCAGUGACAAAAAAAAAGCAUCUCAGAUCAUGAUGGCGCCCCCUCCACUGUGCCGUGUGGAAACAUUUCAGGUGGUAUGUGUCCAGAGGAUGAGCAGACUAGUCCACCCUGUGGCCCCAGCUCCACCAGGUUGGGUGUUACUCUGACCUGCGGGGACCCUGACAACUCUCAUGCACCUACAAAGAUCUGGACUAGCAGUGGUCUCAACAGGACCCCAGAAGUGGAAAUCCAUUGUCCAUGCACUCCAUACAGUCCAUGUAUCCCUGGGAACAACAACAAAGAAUUUGGAUCUUUUGUGAAGAGACUGACAGAUGCUGAGGCUGCGAUCGUCUCUGCAGCCGCACAGCUUGUGUCCUUCAAAGAUAUACUGAAAGAUGCAAGACCGUCUACAGCCAACAAGCAGCGAGUUGCCAAGCAGAGAGGACUCUUGUUGCAGAAGAUGGAGGACUUCCGCCAAAUAAACAAGGACGUUCGGCAAAAACUGAAACAACUACUGGAUGAGGAGAUGGAUCGGAUUGACGCAGGCACCAAGAUUGACGCUUUGCUGAAUAAGAUCUUGCAAGCUGAGCGUGAAAUUGAGCUUCUAAAAGGCGACCUGAGCGUAGCAGAAAAAAGAGCGGAGGAGCUUAUGAGUCUACAGCAACAAGAGCAGGAGAACAUUAAGAGUGCUCUUAACAUGGCCAAGUCUGCUGAGGCCAAUCGCGCUCGUACACAGGGGCAGCUACGUAGCAAGGAAGCUGAUAACAAUCGACUGACGGUGCAAGUGAAGACUCUUGAGCGAGCCCAAACCCAACACAAGGCGGAGAUAGAGGAGCUCAAAGCGUCCUUAGCGUCUUUGACAGAGCAGAGCUCGCAGGAGAAAGAGGCCUUAAAGAAAGCCUGGCGAGCGCACAAGCAGCGAGCCGAGCGAUUUGAGGUUGGCCUUGACAAAUGCUGCAGCCAUCUGAAGGAAAAGGACGUGCAGCUGACAAUUCUCCAGCAAGAGAAGGAAACAUGGAUGCGGGAGAAGGAGCAGCUGAGUGAGAAGAACCACAAACUUGCCGCUAAUGUGGAGUUCCUGCAAAGACAAGUCAUCGACCUUCCGCUGAAGCUGCAGGUGGAUGUAGAGAGGCAGACGGCCAUGGCAGUUGAGAAAGGAAAAAAGCUGGAGAUGGAGGUGUUGAAGCAGAGGGAAAGGGAAAGCAACAGGGAGACUGAGAGGGAGAUGCUGUUGGAGAGGCACAAGGAAAGGAAGAUGGAGCUGGAAAUGCUGAAGGGGAGGGAAAUGGAGAUUCAGAAGGAGAAGGCAAUGCUGGAAGAGAGGGAAAAGGAAAGAAAUAUGCAGCUGGAGAUGCUGAAGGAGACGGAGAAGGAAAAGGAGGAAGAAUGGGACAAGGAAAGAAAGGAGGUGGAGAUUCAGAAGGUGAUGGAGUGGGACAGGGAAAGAAAGGAGAUGGAGAUAAUGAAGGAAUGGGACAGGGAAAAGAAAAGAAAGGAGCUGGAGAUACUGAAGGAGAAGGAAUUGGACAGGGAGAAGGAAAGAAAGGAGCUGGAGAUACUGAAGGAGAAGGAAUGGGACAGGGAGAAGGAAAGAAAGGAGCUGGAGAUACUGAAGGAGAAGGAAUGGGACAGGGAGAAGGAAAGAAAGGAGCAGGAGAUACUGAAGGAGAAGGAAUGGGACAGGGAGAAGGAAAGAAAGGAGCUGGAGAUACUGAAGGAGAAGGAAUGGGACAGGGAGAAGGAAAGAAAGGAGCUGGAGAUACUGAAGGAGAAGGAAUGGGACAGGGAGAAGGAAAGAAAGGAGCUGGAGAUACUGAAGGAGAAGGAAUGGGACAGGGAGAAGGAAAGGAAAAAGGAGAUGGAGGAGAAGGACGAGGCCCCUGCAGUAGACGUGGACAUGGAACAACUCACAGCGGAAAACAAGCACCACAGCGUCAGCGAUGCAACGCUCAAGGCAUCGUUUGCCCAAUUUGAGGAUAAGCUUGCUGAAUGUGAGGCGGCCCUUGUUAAAGAGAAGAUUGCAUCGCUUGAGAAGGACAUCAAAGUUGAACAAUAUCAAAUUCAGGUUGCAGAGCUUGAAGCAGACCUAAACAACGCAAAGCUCCAAUGUAAGAAUCUUUCACAAGACAUUGAAAGACUGCAAACCGGAGAGGAGGCAAAAGUUGAUAAGGUGGAGACUCAAGCGAAUUUGGUGAGAUCGACUAUGGAGCUGAGAGAGUCUGCAGAAAAGGCUAGUACGAAGUUGCAAGAGCAAGUGGACGUCCUUCAAAGGAGGGUAGAUGAGUUGCAUCAAACGAAGCAAGAGCUUGAAGAGAAGCUCAAGGCCAAGGAGGAAGCUCUCUGCCACAGCAACCAGCAGCUGGAACAACGCACGUCCGAAUGCGAGGCUCUCAACCAGCAGUUGGUUCUGCGCUCAGAUGAAUGCAAUGCUCUCACCCAGCAGGUGGAUCAACGCUCUGUGGAGUGCAAGGCUCUCAGCCAGCAGAUGACAAAGUUUAAGGAGCAAGUGUUGUCCAAAGAAGAGGACCUACAGACCACCAUCCACGAGCAAGAAGCAGAGAAGAGGAGAAUAGAUAAUGAGAUGAAGCUUCUCCGACAGAGCAAGUUGACAGUGGAAAAGCAGUUUCAGGUGCGUCUGAAACAGCUACAGCUAAGUCUGGACCAGUGCGAAAGCCACAAGAAGAGCAUGCAGAACUACGUCAACUUCCUCAAAAAUUCUUACCUCUUGAUAUUUGAAGAUCAGAUAUCCACGUUUUGGUCUUCUGGUUUUCUAAAAUGAGAGGGUUUAAUUGUGUGUGUGUUUUUUUUUUAAAGGACUCAAUUCAUUAUGCACUUUGGAGGACAUUUGAUUGAAUAAAUUAUUCCUACAUGUGGUUAUUGCCCCAAGAAGCAAACUUGAUUGUUUAAAAAACAU
This is a messenger RNA of Dunckerocampus dactyliophorus (ringed pipefish), 7927 nucleotides long. RefSeq names its product outer dense fiber protein 2-like. Gene Ontology annotation, cellular component: ciliary basal body; centrosome. The transcript is spliced from 16 exons. Lineage: Eukaryota; Metazoa; Chordata; Actinopteri; Syngnathiformes; Syngnathidae. Gene Ontology annotation, biological process: negative regulation of cilium assembly. The record is from RefSeq and is a predicted model, not a curated record. The coding region runs from base 5111 to 7792 and encodes 893 amino acids.